UGUAAAGGGCAUUUGCGGAACAGUUGAUAAAUAUCUGCGGAAUAGAGGUUCCAGAGGUUCGUCCUGGCCGCCGGAACUACGACUUCCAGCAUUCCCUGCGCUCCCGGCGCUCCCGGCUUCCUCUUCCGGUCUGCGGGCAGCUGAAACCGAAAGUGUGGAGCUGGGCGCCGCGCGGAGAUUGGUUCACCUUCACCUGCGCGAGCCCCAGCCGACCGGGUGGGAGGCCCAACGAGCCCUAAGACAUGAACGGAAGAGUGGAUUAUCUGGUCACUGAGGAGGAAAUCAAUCUGACCAGAGGACCCUCGGGGCUGGGCUUCAACAUCGUCGGUGGGACAGAUCAGCAGCAUGUCUCCAACGACAGUGGCAUCUACGUCAGCCGCAUCAAGGAGAAUGGGGCUGCGGCCCUGGAUGGGCGGCUCCAGGAGGGUGAUAAGAUCCUCUCGGCCCUAUUGCAUCUGACAGCCAUGAAACAAAAACAGAUGUUAGCAGUGGAACAACCCAAGGUUGAGAUGAAGGCUGGAAAUGGAGACUCCUCACCCAAAGUUUAUUUUCUGUGUGUGAUGGUAAAUGGCCAAGACCUAAAGAACUUGCUGCACCAGGAUGCUGUGGACCUCUUCCGGAACGCGGGCUAUGCCGUGUCCCUACGAGUACAGCACAGGUUGCAGGUGCAGAAUGGGCCGAUAGGACAUCGAGGUGAAGGAGAGCCGAGUGGUAUCCCCGUAGCUCUGGUGCUGGUGCCGGUGUUUGCCCUCACCAUGGUAGCAGCGUGGGCCUUCAUGAGAUACCGGCAACGACCUUGAACAGCGUGCUGUCUUCCAGUGUUCCCAAGAGAGGAUACAUUUCUCUCUCCCUCUCACCCUCCUCCCCUGCCAUUCUCCCAUAUCCUUCCCUCUCUCUGCAUAGCCAACCCAUCAUUUCAAGAGACUGCUGCCAAGCCAGGACCUCACCAUCCAAAUCUCCAAGUCCUUAUAUUCUAAUGGGAGAGUGAAGGCAUUGUUUGAAGGAAGGUUGAAGAAAGGACUUGGCUUGGGACAAAUGGGGAGUUAAUCUGUUUUGCUAGGACCACCAAUAGAAGUUCAGCUAUGACCCAAAGAGGGAAAGGCCCAGUGUCCCCACCAGCAUGGGCCAUACCUGUUUCUCAGCUGGCAUGCCUCAGAGGCCAGCUGCGUGCUGCAAGAGAAGAGAGGAUUUUUCUUCUUCAUGGUCUUCCUUGGGAAGUUUUUGUGGCCUUUAUUUAAUUUCUAACUACAUACUUGGGUGCCUAUAUCAAACACAGGAUAGUGAGGAGAGCAUUUUUACUUUUUUAAAAAAGCAAAUGCACACACACACACACACACACACACCGAUAGAUGGCAGUAUAAUAGUGAGGCCUCAUGGAGAAUUAAACAAGUGGAAAGCGGCUCUGUGGUUUCAGGUGUCUUAUAAGGGAUGUUCUUAAUGGAAGAAUUUGAUACAUAGCAGGAGUGAGGGAGUGAACCUUAAACAGGUGCCCAGAAAGAACCAGAGAAGACCAAACCAACUAAUCAAAAACCUUAGAACAAUAUUUCUUCCUAUAAGAGGUGUGGCAAAGUGGAGGUAAAAUGCCAUAAUCUAGCUUUGCGUAAGUCCAUCUGUCCCCAACCUUUGAAAUAUAAAGAUAAAUCUUACUGGUCUCUGGGCUGCCCUAGUGACUUUUCCGGUACCUCGUGGUCCUGUUUAAGGAUCAGCUGGGGUGGUUGUGGUCAGAGCUAGGGUGAUGGGGCCAAACCAACCCAGAAAAACCCUACAAGCCAAAAGGACAGUACCUCCAAGGUGGCACCUGAAUCCUCUGGCCAUUUAACAGUAAUGGCAAAUUCUGAGAGAAGGAGCCGCUCCCUGGCCAGACAGGCAUGAAAUCAGCUCGGCUUAGGAUUCAGGUGAGAGGGUUUGGAUCACAGGUAGUUUUGCAAGGAUCUAAACACUGACUGUAGCUUUUAACGACCAAACCAUUUUGCAGGGAAGGGGAAGAAAAGAGUUCUAUUUUGGUGGGUAGGGACCUUUGAUGGCUGUUUCAUGGGGAGACUUGAGAGAAGGAAGUGGGUGAAUGGGUGCUCAGGAAUACCAAAGACAUUAACGAGGUAGGAACCAUUCCGUUCGUGUGCUGCUGAAUGUUGGUUUUAAAGCACUAACUAAGGAGAGCUGAACCAAGGCUAAUUCUCUGGCUUAAAAAGAAAUCAUUUCCACCCUCCAGAUAGCCUGGCUGGCAAGGCCAUGGGCCUUACCUGAUCCCGACAGCAGGAAGCAUGAAGACCUGCCCUGAGGUAACCAGUAGUGUCCGAUGUUUAGCAUGGAUAAUCUAGUAAAUAUUUUACACAUGUUGGUUGGACACCAGCUUUGUUAAGACACUUUUACAAAGAAUGUCAAAUAUUGCAGACAGCAAAAGGGAACUGUUCCUGAGACUCAGAGCACUUAAGAAAGUUCCCUGGAGAAAGGGGACAAAUUCAGGACUGUGGACUUGAGCCCAUAGUCUAGUUAAGGCAAUUCACAGGUAGAUGCGAAGUUAAAAGUGCAUCAUCUGGUUACGUAAGAGUUGAAAACAAUAAAUGGAUCGACAUUCAGAGCAUGAUGUAGCAACAGAGAUGUAGGCAGCCACCACUUUUUUUUUUUUUCAGGAAUUCUGAAAAAUGACAUCAGGCCAGAGUGGAAAGGGAGGGCUUUUAAAAAUAAAAAUCUUAGUAGGACCUUGCCUCUGGGCCAACCAUUGCUCUAGGGAGAAACUUGCUUUAAACAGUCGCAGUAGGACUUGGGCCUUUAGACCUGGACUGUCUAGUACCUUUGAGACUCACUUGGACAGCUGUCCCUGGAGGGCCCACAGGGCAGCACGGACGCUAUUUCCGGUCUCCCCGCGGCCAGCCCGCUGUGGAGGCGCAACGCCGCGUCUGGAGGCUGCUGCUUCCGCAAAGGGCCUGCUUACCUCCCAGGAUUCAUCCCAGGGUUUGGACAUUGACACCUGAGAGAACCUUGAGACAUUCAAAAUGAAGCAGAUAGCACGCCUGUCCCCUUGCUGGUAGAAGUUUUGCUUUGUCUAAUAAUUGGGAUUCUUAUGCACUUUAAUAAUUUAGUUUCUUUCUGGAAUUCAACAGCAUUGAACAAUCCAUGAUUUGGGAUUUAGGCAAAUAUGCCAUUCAACUUUUCUGAUUCUCUAGAAAACUAAAUUAUUAUCCUAGAUGAAGUAUUGGAGUCCAUGGUAGGUCAUUUUAAAAAUUCAUGCUCUUUAUAGAUUGAAUCUAGUAUUCCCUUCACUUUAUAAAUUGUAUCUAAUAUUCCUGCCACCUAAAUUACUAUGUUCAAAGUUUUAAAAGUUGAAUGAAAGUGUUUUAAGACAAAAUACUUAAAAUAUUUCUGUAUGUAUCAUCUUAAAUGAAUAAUUUUAAUAAGACAGUGUUUGCUUCAACUGUCUGUUCAUUUUCUGCCAAGUUGUAGUCUGUGCUAUUAUUUAACUUAAUUCACACCAUCUAGCCAUGUACAAUGGAAAAGGAAAUACUCGUUACCACAUUUUGUGCGAGGUAGUGUACUAAGUCCUGAUUGUACACUAUUUGUUCAUGAUUGACAUCUCUGAGAUCCAAAUGUUGUUUAAAAAAGACACUAAAGGAGAGCUAGUAAAUUACUUUGCUAAGAUCACAUCGGUGGGAAUGAUAGAAUCAGGAUAUGACGCAGGACAUCAGGUGCCACUGUCAAUGAUAUUUCUCACAGCGGUUAUCAAAGUGUAGUCUCUGGAGAAAAGCAUCAGCAUCACUGGGGACCUUGUUAGAAAAGUAAGUUCUUGGGCCUCAUCCCAGACGUGCUGAAUCUGAAACCGUCCGGCACCCAGUAAUCUGCAUUUUAACAAUCCCUCCAGGUGACUGGUUGACAGUAAACUUUGAGAAUCACUGCUCUAUGCCAAUAGUCCCCUUUUUCUUAGGUUAGAAUCAUCUGGAGAGCUUAGAAAAUUCUGGUUCCCGGGUGCACCUAGACCAAUUCAGUAGAUUCUCUGGGGGCGGGACUCAGGCAGCAGUAAAAUAAAGUUCAUUAGGUCAUUUUGGUAGGCAGUGUUCGUAAACAAUGCCCUGUGGCAUUUAAAUUAUUAAAUAAAUAAAUUCUCAAACCACAUGCAGUCGUUGCUUCACUCUUAAGUGAGAAUUUCACUUGGGCCUUUUAGAGCCAAGCUCUCUGUGAGCUUCUGCCCAAGUGUGGACGUGGAAUAAGAAGUGGAGCAUUCUGUGGCUUCUGACUUGCCCAGGACUGGCCAGCAGUAGUAGUGUUUCAGUGUGUGCAGCCAGGAAGUUAAUUAGAGCCAACGCAUAGAACAUUGGUGCAAAAAGGGAACUAGAAAAAUUCUAGGAUUAAUCUUAGAGAUGAGAAAAUUGAAGCUCAGAGAGAGAAACUGGCUUAACUCAGAUCAAAGACUUAAGGUGUCCUUUCUGGCUCCUCUUUAUGUCUUGAAUGUGUCCACUGCACGGACAUAGACGACAUCCUUUUUGUCUCAGUCCACUUGGAUCUUCUGUCUUUGGGCCUUGAAUAGAGGCAGGAAGAGCUGACAGCUGAAGGGUACUGCAUGCUUGUGCAAAACUGGGAGAUCCCACACAGUCCUCUGCCAAAGCUCUAAUAGCAAGUUCAAUCACACGAGCACUUCUGAACUAAAUACCAGUAGUUCUAAAUUAGAGAAGUGUGUGUUUUGAUGUCGGACCUUGUUUUUAUUAUGUAAAUAGCGAUUUAAACGGUAUAUUUAAAGAAAUGGAACAACAUAACCAUUAAGCUGUCAAGUAUGAAGGGGGAGUGGUAUUCAUGUAAUUUCAUGUGGAGCCAAUAAAGAUUUUAUUCUAGUCAAUUUUAGUCAGAAUUUAUCUUCGGACAGAUGAGGGUUGUUUCCUUCAACAAAUGAAUGCCUAGUAUAUACUAGGUGGUGGAUACAAAGAUAAGUAAGAUACAGUCACUCUAAGCUGAAAUAGCUCAUUAUCUGAUCGUGGGGGAGUAUUUGUUGGUGAUCUUGAUGGUAAUGUAUUUUGGUAGCAUCGUCUAGAAGUGGGUGAUUCAGUUAUGAAGCUCAACCUCUUAACCUAUAAUAGGUCUUGACUUGGUUACUAUGCCCUUUUGCUGUUCCUCUUUGAUCUGCAAAUCUUUUUGGGACCAGCAUUCACAUCCAAAAGGACAAUUGUGAUCAGAAGGAAAACAGUAUUUUAAGGAAUUCUGUUCUGAUCAGAACCAGGUUCUUAACUGCCACAAACUCUUGCCUGAUGCUGACAUUUAUACACACACAUACUAUAAAGCACUUGGUCUGCUGACCUGAUGCACUUGGGACAGUAUCAAUAUAAAAAAGUAUAUAAAAAAGAAAGUAUUGCUGUGUCUAAAGAAGUUAUACAAACACUAGGUCCUGUUUCUAAGCAUUUUCCAUACUGUUCAUGUUCUUUUUGCAGGGGGAAAGGGGAGGGGGCUAGGGCCAAAGUAUGUUUUCAAAUGCAAGAUAAUCAUUAACAGAAUCAUUUACAAAAGAACAUGUAUUUACUGUAGUCAUUAAAUUUACUAACCAAUCACAGGAAAAUGGGAUGAUCCUUCUUCCUAGUGUAUAGAUUUUCAAAUUGAAUUCCAAUUUAAUUCUGUAUUUGCAAGGCCGAUUUGAAUAUGAGUUUCUUAUUCCUGAGUAUAUGUGCAUUUCACCCACAGGCCAUGUUAGUUCUUAUAAGGUUAUUUUCCUUAUGAACCUUAUUUUGCUUCCUUUCCGCUUUGAUCUUAAUGUCACCUUGCAUGCCUGGAUCCGAACAGCUCUGCGUUUCUCAGAUUAAGUAGAUGCCCUGCUGCAGCUUGGAAGACACGUGGACAUGAGACCUAUCUCCUAGGGAAUAUCAUCACAGAUUAAAUGUGUAAAAGAAGCCAUUGAAGUAGCUGAUAAUCUCUCCUAAGCUUUGCUAUUCGAUACCAGAUAUGGCAAAUGAAACAAUAGUAUAUCUAACUGCCUAGCUCAUAUCGGUAUUCAAUAAAAACUCAUUGCAUUUGUCA
Suricata suricatta (meerkat) is the source of this 5991-nucleotide messenger RNA. RefSeq names its product synaptojanin 2 binding protein (gene SYNJ2BP). The record is from RefSeq and is a predicted model, not a curated record. Gene Ontology annotation, molecular function: protein binding. The coding region runs from base 243 to 800 and encodes 185 amino acids. Lineage: Eukaryota; Metazoa; Chordata; Mammalia; Carnivora; Herpestidae. The transcript has 6 exons.